Bufo gargarizans (Asiatic toad) is the source of this 4621-nucleotide messenger RNA. RefSeq names its product XPC complex subunit, DNA damage recognition and repair factor (gene XPC). Gene Ontology annotation, molecular function: damaged DNA binding; single-stranded DNA binding. Bases 86 to 2830 code for a protein of 914 amino acids. NCBI's taxonomy places the organism in Eukaryota, Metazoa, Chordata, Amphibia, Anura, Bufonidae. Gene Ontology annotation, cellular component: nucleus; nucleotide-excision repair factor 2 complex; cytoplasm. Gene Ontology annotation, biological process: mismatch repair; nucleotide-excision repair. The record is from RefSeq and is a predicted model, not a curated record. The transcript is spliced from 16 exons.
GCUGUGUCACGUGACUUCCUUUGAGUUUGUUAUCCAACAGCAGCAUGUGUGGCUGAGGAGGCAGAGGCCCGGGAGACGGGGGAGGAUGGGGAAGCGCCGGGGCUCCGUGGACGCCAAGACUGACUGCAAGAAGCCGAGGAAGAGGGCGCCGGCCAGAGCAGGUGGUGGAGAGGACGCGCGCGAAGACAGGAAGGCGCCAAAAAAGGAAAGCCGAGCCGCCGCAGCAGGUGUCGGGACCAGAAAAAAAGCAGAGAAGACGCCCGGGGGAACCGCUGCGGGGAAGAGAGCUCCUAGAGUCAAGAAGCCCGCCGAGAAGGAGAUCGAGGACUUGUUAAGCUUUGAGUCUCAGUCUGUGAUUCCGGAUGCAGCGGUUAAAGCCGGAAGCAGCUCGGAGGAUGGAGGGGACAGCGACGAGGAGUGGGAGGACGUGGAAGAGCUCAAUGCAGCUACACUGGAUGCCUUACAAGCCACAACAUCCAAUGACUCGGGACUCCCCACUGAGUCCGUAGAGAUAGAGAUCGAAACGCCAGAAGCAGCCAAAAAAAGGUUAAGAAGAGAGAAGAGAAAGGCAGAGUUUGCUGCUUAUUUACGCCGAAUAAUGAACCGAUUCAGCAAGGAGUUGCGAGAAGACACGCACAAGGUACAUUUGCUCUGCCUUCUUGCCAAUGGCUUCUUCCGCAGCGACACGUGUAAUUCCCCUGACCUUCAGGCGGUGGCGCUGUCUGUGGUUCCAGUUAAAUUUAUAAACUAUACGGCCGUCCGGGUAGAUGUGGUUUACUUGACAAACUUGGUGAAGUGGUUCAAGUCCACAUUUACCUUGAAUCCGGAAAUGUCUCUUGAUGAUCGAGAACCAAUAUCGGCCAGGCUGGAGCGGAGAUUUGGGGUGUACGGAGUGAGGGAUGCAGAAGAGAUGGUCCAUCUUUUCUUGAUUCUGCUUCGAGCCUUGCAACUUCUGAGCCGCCUGGUGCUCUCCCUGCAGCCGAUUCCCCUAAAGGAGCCGCCCGCCAAGAUGGCAAAAAGCCCAAGAGAGAAGUCCUCGAAGAAGUCUAAUAAAACGGCCCGAUCCCGAAAAUCCCCUAAAGGAAAAUCCAAAGGGGAACCGAAGCUGAAGCAAGAGAAAGUAGAGACCAUUUCCUUGGACAGCUCUGAGGAUGAAGAGGAGAAACCUUCAGAAGAUAUCAUGCCUAAGAAAAAAGUCCGUAAGGACAGGAAGGACAAGUCAGGGGAGGCUUCCGAAGAUGCUAAGGGUAAAGCAAGUCCAAAAAAUCAACGCAGAAGGAAAGUGGCCUCCAAAUUGUCCUACAAGGAGGAGAGUGAUAGCCAGGAGGGUAGUAGCGGAUCUGACUAUGCCUACACGACCAGCGAGGACAGCGACUUCUCCGACUGGGACUUGUCAAUUGAAAAAAAAGGUAAAGGAUCUUCUUCUGUAAAGGCGAAUAGCAGGAGGUCGGGGGAGGGCACAUCAAAGAGUCCAGGACACCCCAAAGCAAAGAGCUCGCCCAAAGAUGACAACCCGCAAAUUAAGAGGAGAGGCAAGAUCAUUUCCACAGAUGACGAGGAGGAGGUGGGGGGCAGUGCCGCACCACCGCCCCCCAGAGGUAGCGAUCAAUGGGUGGAGGUUUAUUUGGAGAAAGAACAGAAGUGGGUGUGUGUGGACUGUGUGUACGGAGCGGUUAACCAGCCGUCGCUGUGUGUCAAGGCUGCCACCAAACCGGUCACUUACAUCGUGGGGAUCGACAACAAUGGGCAUCUUAAAGACGUGACGCGAAGAUACGAUGCAGAAUGGAUGACCAGUACUCGCAAACGGCGCAUCGACGCAGAAUGGUGGGAGGAGACUCUGAUGCUUUAUAAAAACCACACUACACGGGAGGAAAAGGAAGAUGCAGAGUUUGAAGCCAAGCUCUUGGACCAGCCCCUGCCAACCUCAGUCACAGAGUAUAAGAACCAUCCUCUCUAUGCUCUAAAGAGACAUCUGCUCAAGUAUGAAGCCAUCUACCCAGAAUCUGCAGCCAUCCUUGGUUACUGUAGAGGAGAAGAGGUUUAUUCCAGGUCUUGUGUCCACACCUUGCAUUCCAUAGACACCUGGUUAAAGGAGGCCCGUGUGGUGCGGCUCGGGGAGGUGCCUUACAAGAUGGUGAAAGGGCAGUCUAACCGAGCGAGGAAAGCCCGCCUGGCAGAUCCAGAGAAGAGGGACAGCAAUGACCUUGCUCUGUUUGGCCUGUGGCAGACUGAGGAAUAUCAGCCGCCCAUAGCUGUGGACGGAAAGGUUCCUCGCAACGAGUUUGGCAACGUGUACCUGUUUAAACCUAACAUGCUGCCCAUCGGCUGCUGCCAUUUGCAAGUCGCAAACCUGCACCGCGUGGCCAGGAAGCUGGACAUCGACUGUGCCUCGGCCAUCACCGGCUUUGACUUCCACUGCGGCUUCUCGCAUCCUGUGACCGAUGGUUAUAUUGUAUGUGAGGAAUAUAAAGACGUCCUGCUGGCUGCCUGGGAGAAUGAACAGGUGGAGAUAGAGCGCAAGCAGAAAGAGAAACGCGAAAAACGGGUCCUGGACAACUGGAAACUGCUGGUGAAGGGUCUUCUGAUCAGAGAGAGACUGAAAGCUCGAUAUGGACAGAAGGACUCUGAACAUUUUUCCGCUGCAGCCACAGAGGAAGGACUCUCAUCAGAUGAGGAGAAACCAGCAACAGAGACCCCAGCUCUGGACACUGCUGUAUCCUGGCCCCAGAACCGGAAAACCGAGGAGCAGCAGGGAGGGAAAGCAAAACGGAAAACGAAGAGAGAGAAAAGAGGAGAAGAAAAUCACUUAUUCCCAUUUGAAAAGCUGUAAAAAGUCUAAUGAGCGCCUACAAGAACCACAAGUCUCAGCAUUCAAUCUGUGACUGACCUUAAGAGGACUCCAGACAAAAUACUGUUCUGCUGAGUGCAGGGCUAGAACAUGACUUCAUAGAGUUAGGUCUUAUUUACACGAAUAUGUGCCACGCGUUACAUGCAUUGGGGACCACAAAUUGCAGUCCCCAACGCACGGGCACUGUCCCUGUGGCUGGUGCAGACCCAUUCAACUUGAAUGGGUCCGUAAUCCAUCUGCACCAUGCAGUGCAGAGGCACGGACAGAAAACCAGUUCCGCACAGCACCUUCCGGAUUGCAGACCCGUUCAAGUGAAUAGAUCCGCAUCCGUGAUGCGGUGCACAAACGGCUGGUGCCCGUAUAUUGCGGACCCGGCCGGCACAUGUUUGUGUGCAUGAGCCCUUAGAGUACAGGUCUCACCCCCUCCCCUGCACUAAGCAUCACAAUGUUUGCUUUAGGGUUCGUUCACAUGCAAAUUGCAGAUCCGCAAAACGCGGAUGGCAACCGUGUGCCUUCCGUAAUUUGCAGAAAGGAACAAGAGGCCUGUUAUAGAAAUGCCUAUUCUUAGAAUUUGUGCAGGGCCACGGAACAGAGCAACGGAUGUGGACAGCACACUGAGUGCUGUCCGCAUGUUUUGUGGACCCUUUGAAAUGAAUGGGUCUAUAUACAGAACGCAAAAUACGUUUGUGUGAACGAGCCCUUAUCCCGAGGGUUUCUUUAGAAACUGUACAUUAGUGUUCAAGGACUAAUUAAGAAUUUAGUGAUAGGAUAGAAACGUUUAUAAGAAAAAAAAAAAAGUUAAAAUUGUCUCCAGUCCUAAAAAUAAAUGUGAUUUUGAUAAAAACUAAAAUAUUUUACAGAAGAGAAAAGCCAAGUUUGUCAAAAGUGCGUUUAUUUCUCCAUAUCCAGUGACAAGCGUCAAGUGUUGUGUGAUUUCAUAUGCUCGGACAUUGCCGCCCUGUCUAAUCCACGUCCACACAGCGAGACCUCUUGAUGCAGGGCUCAGUCCCAUGACCGUACCGCCUGUCUGGGUCCGGUCUGUACAAACAAUGUUUGUACAUCCAGAUAGUCCACAGCUAACAGUCCCACGCCGGACUAACGGGACUUCACUUAAUAAUCUGUCACUUGGUGGAUUCACAUUGGCGCCUGAGCCGUCAGUGCCCCCCCCAACUGCUCCAAAACCACAGCUUCCAGCAUAUUGACAACCAUGGGUUUUGCAACAGCCGGGGAGCCACAGGUUGAAGACCACUGAUGGCUGAGACUCUCCAAUAAUCCAGAAUCUCCCCUGUCCUGAGAAUGCUAAAUUAUCAAUUAUUUUACUCUGCAAAAGUCGGAGCAAAUCCCAUUUGCAGAAAGCAAAAUUUCCACUAUGGCCAUGUGAGCGUGCCCAUGUUCUGCAUUCAUUGUUUUCUACCUGUUCCCUCGGAUAGAAACUGAUGAGGCCAGUGAGCGGGAGGACAGGAGCUCCUAAUCUGUGACCAAAAUCUCUUGUCCGAGAUUUCAGUAGCUUUUAUAAAGCAGAGGUUCACUAAAUACAUCAUUUAUGUGGUUACAUUAUAACACACACACGUGGCACAGUGAUUGCAGCUAUGCUGCCCACGCCGCUGGUUCCGAUUGUCCUGGAUAAGGGUGCAGCCACACGGUCCGGAUUUUUUAUGCAGUUUUUUUUUAAGCCAAAACCAGAUGUGAAUUCAAGACGAGACGUCGUAUCCGUCCUUUAUACUUUCUCUCCUUUUUAUGAUCCACUCCUGAUUUUGGCUUUUAAAACUGCAU